This is a messenger RNA of Chara braunii, 2745 nucleotides long. NCBI's taxonomy places the organism in Eukaryota, Viridiplantae, Streptophyta, Charophyceae, Charales, Characeae. The record is from the annotation of a GenBank genome assembly.
GGGCGUCAACAUCUGCGCGCGUUGCUUGUGCCAACGGGCCGGAAGGACCUAGAAUCUGCCUACUGGUACCGGUUUCAUUCAGAUUAUUGAGAGGAUAAGGAAUCUUCUUCUUCACCUAAAUGUCGAUGACCCUGCACACGGAUUACAGAAGACGCUUCUCUGUGCGCACUUGCACAUGAAGGACCGCACGAGUGGUUGUCUCUGUUAGCACCUCCUGCAUGCGUGACAAUGGUUUCUGUGUCGGCCUCUUCUGCGGAUGUGUGCACUGCGGUGUUCCUGUCUAAUAAGUUUCCUACUCUGGGGAACGCCUGCCAUCUUGAUGUUCUCGCAGCACGAGCAAGAGCUGGCCACCGCCAUCGACAGACGUUGGACGCAUCCUGUCCACUGAUUGCGGCGAGAUCGGACAGAGGGUGCCUUGCUUGCAGCGUCAGGGGCGGCAAAGAAGGAGAAGGUUUCUGGUCUCCAUUUUCUCUUGGGAAUGGCAGCCAUAGCGGCUGCGCCUCACAGACACAGAGACAUCCAAUCAACUGUUGCCAUGGUGGCCACUGCUCAUUGCAGCUGCAGGUUCUUCAUACUACAGGUAGGCGAGAGAAGGGUCCGCGAAAGGGUGUGCGAGAGGGUGCGAGACAGGGUGCUACUAUGUGCAUAGGCAGCGGCCAUGAUGCCCCACCUCUGCGCUCGAGACGGUACGAUACCUGCUGCAUCCUGGCGUGGCAUGUAUCUUCUCUGCCGCCGCUGCCACCGCUAGUUCCUCCUCGACAGUCACCGGGCUGCGGCUGCUUGUCAUCCCGGCCCUCGUCCCGCAAUGAUGACACGGAGAACCCUUUGCUGCGGUGUGGGAGAAACAAGGGGAGGAGGUGCAGUAUCUGUUGUGCGUCGUCGUCAGUCGGUGUCUCGAUCCCGAUGGAGACUGGGGAAGACGCAGGCAGCUCACAGGGCGGGGUGAGCAGGACUCGGGUGCAAGAACUUGGGCAACGCCUGGGCUUGGGCUGGAAAUUCACAAGGUGGCAUCAUGUCCCGUCGGUGCUGCUGCGGACGCUUUCACGGAAAAGUGGAGUAAGUGAAAAGAGAGCGGCUUGGGGGAAGAAAUUCAACAAAGGGGGCAGUGAUUUGAGUGCCGAUCGGCCAUUGCCAUUGCCGAUGACGUUCCCAGAUUCGGAGCCAAUAAGUCCCGAGGAAGUUGAUAAGCUUCUUCAGUGCGAUCCUGAAGUAGAGGCAAGCGUGACAUAACUUCCCGGCCACACUGCCCGUCCUCCCUGUAUGGUUCAAUUCCUUUGUCUGACUGCAAGGAUAUUGUCUAUCAGUGGACCGGGAAAUGCCAUCGGUGUCAGGGAACCGGACUCGUCAGCUUUUACAGAGGAAAGAGAGAAGUCAUCAGCGAUUGCAUCACUUGCUUAGGCAUAGGCUAUGUACAGAAGAUAACGUUGAGAGACGACAUCCCGAUAAUGGAAGAUCCGGAUGCCUGACAGCUAGAAUGCCGAAAGCACGAUCGAUUACAUGUUGCAGUUAGUUGGUGAAGUCCGACACUGCUGGCUUGGUCGUCCUCGCUCUGCAGGUGAGCAACUCGGUUCGCAAUUGGCUGCUUUUGCACACUCUCCGGCGACGAUGAAAUGCCAAUAUCCUCGUAAACCCACAACUCUCCUAGACCGCCCACGGCUGAGCGGGGCAUUUGCAGGAAGCCUCGGCGCAAAUAGUCAAUAUGUCGUAUCGAAAAUCAAAAGGGUACAUCUCCUCCGUCGAUACAUCUUGUCCGUCAAUACAUCUCCUCCGUCGAUACAUCUUGUCCGUCGAUACAUCUCCUCUGUCGAUAUAUCUUGUCCGUGAAAGGUCGUGAACGGAGGAUCGGCGAGGUUGGGAGAUUCUAGGCAUGUGCAACUGGCCGCAGGGGUGGGCGAAUCCUUGUGGAAGGAAAAUGGAAGGGAGAGUUGAGGAUGCAUCCUCUCCGUGCCCUUCACCCAUGCCCAGCUCUGAUGUGCCCUUCCAUUUUGGCUCCAGCAGAGGGGAACCUGCCUGAAUCAGAGGUUGUUAUAUGCCAGGAUGACAGGUGGUGCUCGUUUCACACCGCUGACAACGCAAUGAUCUCGAUGUAGAUGGCACUUCAUAACAGGUUUUUAUUCCUUGGGUCAUGUUCCUUCAACACCUUUUGAGUCGUACUCUCUUAGCAGCCUUGCACGGUUGGUGCGUUAUACCUUCUUGACUCUUGAGUGUUUAUUCUGGGCUGCACUGGAGAAUGUAUGUGCAGGUGUGUACCUCGAGCAGUGCAAGAUGUUUAUUCUAGCCUCCAAGAGGCAAAAUGCAAUAACGAGCUUCGUCCUCGAAACUCGGAUGUCAUAGAAGUGCGAUAGGUGUUAGCGAGUUGGAGCAGUAGUUUGGCAGUGCUUCGUCCGCAUGCUCUUUCGCAGUUGAAUUGGUGAAUGUUUAUCUUUGUGUGGGGACCACUGUGGGUUACUGAUCUGUCUGUCAGUCCUUUGGGUGGAGUGGGCCUGAUGUUGAUUUUUUUCAGUAAGAAAUCAUCAGCGCAUCUAAAUAUAGCUCUCAUCAGCAAGCUCAGGCUCAAACUUAGGCCGUCCGUCCUGGCGCCGUUUGUCGUCCCAUUUCAGAGGUGGCGAUGAAUCAGGUGGUGCUACUGCUGACAUGGUUGACGGGUAGGUGACUGGACUCUGUGAGAGCCCAGCAGCAACACGGAGUAAUACAGGGUGCGGGAGAUGUAGGCUGUAAUAUGCGACCCUCUUGCCCACCACAAGG